AUUGCUGGAAUAUUGCUGAGUGGCGUAAAACCCAAAGCACUCACUCCUAGUCCAAGAUAAUGAUAUUAUAGUUUAAUAUUGAAACAGGUAUGUAAGACUUUCAUGUAUCCUAGGUGUCCUAUUAGUGUCAUUACCAAAUCUACAUGUAAAGAUGUGUAAAAUGAAGCAUUAGAAAAUUAGAAAUUAAAGUGCUAACUGUCAUAACUACUAUCACAGAACAACAAUCAGCAUAAGAAUUUAUCUACACCUGCUCAGAGGCCAAGAUUUGAUGACAAAUCUGCAGCACUUCUGUCUGUCAAAACCAAAAGAGGAAUUUCCCAAUUCAUGAUAAUUAACUAUUAACCUUGUCUGACAGAAUGAAUCACACGGGCAUGUCAUCUACAGUGCAUGGCACUAUAGCAGGAAAUGUGACCAUGACUUCUCAGAUCAAUUCAAUGAUGGACGAUGACUUGAGCGAGCCUAGCUCACCAGAGAGUGGCUUUGAUACCUCUGACUUCCUUCAAGGGACAGUGACUGAUGAUGUGACUGCCCAGCUUGCAGCUGCAGGGCCCGUUGGGAUUGCUGCUGCUGCUGCAAUAGCCACUGGCAAAAAGAAGGGUCAUCCCCAUCAGUUCGAAACAAACCCUUCCCGGCGCGAGCGUCAGCAGACAAGGCUGCUAAGGAAGCUGAAGAGCACUAUAGAAGAAUACACAACCCGUGUCGGGCAGCAGGCUGUUGUGUUGUGUUGUACACCGGGAAAGCCAAGCCAGACAGGAUCAUCCUUCAAAGUGUUUGGCUCUCAGCCCUUGGAGAGUGUGAUCCGGAACUGUCGGGGGAUGGUCAUCCAGGAGCUGGAGACAUCCCUGCAGGACCAGGCACCUCAGUCACAGUGUGAUAACUCCCACCUACAUGAGCUGCCUCUGCUCGUCAUCGAUGGCAUCCCAACACAGGUCGACAAAAUGACACAAGCACAGUUGCGUAACUUCAUCCCUGAGAUGUUGAAGUACUCGACUGGCCGCAGUAAACCUGGCUGGGGAAAACCUGAGUGUCGACCUGUAUGGUGGCCUAGCGACCUCCCAUGGGCCAACGUUAGGAGUGAUGCACGUAGUGAUGACGAAAAGAAAAGGGUUUCUUGGACUGAAGCCCUCCGUACCAUUGUGAAAAAUUGUUACAAACAUCAUGGUCGUGAAGACUUGCUUCAUGUUUUCAAUGACGAUGGAACGACACAGGCCCAGGCACAGACCCACGCUGCCUCGCACUACCAGGGCACUAUGGUACAGACUAUCAACAACCCAGAUGGAACUGUGUCUAUCAUCCACAUUGACACUGGACCCACAGGCAAUUCAGUUGUCACUCUACCUGAUGGAACUCAAGCUACAGUUGUACACGCAGUUACUGCACAGCAACUACAUGACAACCACCAGCAGGAAGCAACUCAGGCAGUGCAGACCCUGGCAGAGGUUGCUGCCAAUCACCAGGAGGUUGGUCAACUAGUUACCCCGGUCAGUGUGGAGAUGGCUGAUAACACAGCCACCGUCACUACACUUACUGGCGCCUCAAUCAACUCAAGUGGACAGAUUAUAUUCACAGGAGAUGGGUCUCUAGGAGGAAUUGUGACCAUACCAGCAUCAGUGUAUCAUACGGUGGCUUCCAGCAUGGGAACUAUAGGAGAUAACCCCAAUGUGCAGAUUGCCAUGGCUCCCCUGACCCAACUGAAGACAGAGGUGCCUGAUGCCACACAGGCUGUGGAAGUGACAUCAAUAGACCAGGGACAAAACUCAUGACAUCAGUUUGCUUGAUGUAGUCACCUUUGCUCCACACAGCUAGCUAUUUCUGCCCAUACAAUCCCACAUUACGCACCUGCAGAACACUGAUUGUACCAUACAUUGAAUAUCAAGAAACAGUAGACUAUAUGUGACUUAUCUUAUUGCAGUACACACCAUUAACAUAAUGUAUUCAUAUAUUGUUAACAUUGAAGUGAUCAACCUGUUUGAAGUAUGCUGCUUGUUAAAAUAUAUGAUUUUUUUCCUACAGUACAUCAUACAGCAGGCAUGACCUUGCUCUUCCAAGUUCUGAUUUUUUUUAUUGGUUACCAAUGUAUCAGAGAUCAUGAUAUUUUUAAUGCACUGUAGGGUUGCAGCCCCAAACACAACCCCAGAAAUCCGAGUCUUCUAAGUUCCAAAGAAGAUGAAGCUGUACAUAGUUUGCUGCAACUGUCUUCUAGUCCCAUGCCACUAGUGCUCUGUAUCUGUGAUGUAAACUCAUGUCAAAAUGUGAUACAUUCACUAUCCUCAGGCAUAUUUCAAAACAGUUAGCAAUUAGACUCAUGGUAACAUCCCUUAUGAAUGUAAAAUUAGAAAAGUCAUGUACUGUAAAAACAUUAUCUUUAGUGAUAUUGUUUUUUUAAUCGUGCUGAAAAAUAGAAAUUGAUUACUACUUACCAAUACAUACACAAAGAGUAUUUAAUAUCAUUACCUCAACUAUUCAUUGAUAGUACUCGUGUUAUGUUUUUAGCCACCUGGUUCGAUUGCUUGGCCCUGUUUCACUAAGUCAUCUCAGGGCUGUGUGACAAUCAUAACAAUAGGAAUUAUCAUAUGUCAGUCUGUGGGCAGAACCUAGGAUUUGCUGGCACAAACUUGAUUAAGUGUAGCUUUUUUUGGAUAGUUAGAGCACCAUUCGAGCCUUCACAAACUUGUACAACAUAUCAGUCUAAUGAUGUAGAGGAGCCUUCUUUAGGGGUCUUCACUUUCUAACCGUUUGCACCUUGAAUCAAGUUGGACUUCACCACAAACUGGUGGUUGGGAGGUAGAUAGAUUUUAUGACCAAAAUUGCAAGCCUUGCUCUUUGCCACACCUGUUUCAACAUUAGCAUGUUUAAUUUGAUUUACAUGUGGUUUAUGUGUAAUGUCAGUAUCUAGAUUUGAUGUGAGCCAUUUCUUUAAAGAAAUAUGUUGGUAUAAUUUCUGAACAAUAAUUUCAGAGAAUGCAUCCAUCAGCAAUGAUUCUUCUUUCAAUGUAGUGCGAGUCAUGAAGCAGAUAGUAUUAUCUCAGGCUGUUGUAUAGAAACCUGGACUAAUUGAUUAUUUCUGAAUCGAAGUACAUGAAUUGAGCAAAAGUUUAUGUAUAUAGUAGUAUAUGUAAAUCCAUGUAUUUUUGUUUGUAUUGUAAAUUCUAAUGUUCAUCUUUUUGUGCCAAAGGCGUGUUAGAUGUUUGUAUAUAUUUGUACAAUACUAGCAGUGUAAAUACCAUUGUUAUUACCUAUGACAAAAUUAAUUUAUUGUGCUGAAUCUCAAUUACAUGUAUUGUCUAAAACCUGCACUUAUCGUCACUCCUGUAUUGUUUCAUCCAGAUGUCUUUAUCCUUUGUUUGGAAUAAGUCUUUAUUCUAAAUAAACUGUUUUACUAUUACUGUUA
Molecule: messenger RNA, 3391 nt
Organism: Haliotis rubra (blacklip abalone)
Lineage: Eukaryota; Metazoa; Mollusca; Gastropoda; Lepetellida; Haliotidae
Product: DNA-binding protein P3A2-like
Exons: 9
Coding region: 357-1763 (468 amino acids)
Biological process (GO): regulation of transcription by RNA polymerase II
Cellular component (GO): nucleus
Molecular function (GO): DNA-binding transcription factor activity, RNA polymerase II-specific; RNA polymerase II cis-regulatory region sequence-specific DNA binding
Source: RefSeq, a predicted model, not a curated record